Molecule: messenger RNA, 222 nt
Organism: Arabis nemorensis
Lineage: Eukaryota; Viridiplantae; Streptophyta; Magnoliopsida; Brassicales; Brassicaceae
Source: the annotation of a GenBank genome assembly
AUGGGAGAGUGUAGGCCUCUUGGUUUCUUAAUAGGAUUACCAUUUGCUCUUGUUGCUCUCGUUCUAUCCCUCGUUGGUGCAGUCAUUUGGAUCAUAGGGACGGUAUUGAGUUGUUUGUGCCCAUGUUGCUUCUGUUUUGCUGCGUUGGCUAAUUUCGCUGUUGAUCUCAUCAAACUUCCAAUCAAAGUCCUCCGUUGGUUUACCCACUCCAUUCCUUGUUAA